AUGGCCAUGCAAACCAGCACAGACUCGGCACCCACAAUGACAAUGUCCGCUGAUGGACAGAGCCCCGUCACUAAUUCACCCACGGCGUCGCCUCCUCUUAUUUUGGCCUUUCUCUCAGUCGCCCUGUUCAGCGCGGGGAUCAUCGCUGUGUUGGGGUGGAAGCGAGUGCACUUCGUCAACAGUGCAGGACAUUGGGGGUUUUACUUCGGAAGUGUUGUGCCGUCAGAAGGCUUCGGAAGCAUUCCGGCUGUCGUGGAUAUUGGUGAAGAGCCGAGAUUAUGGGAUUUGCACACGAAUUACCUAAAGGAUGUGGUAAUUGGCGGCGGUAACAAGCAGCUUGAAGAAGGUCUGCUCCAACACCAUCCGAGUUUGUUAUUCGUGAAACCGUUCCGAGGAUGUUGCGAAGACGAUCAUAAGACCGUAUCAUCAAGGACGAGUAUUCAAGUUGCCGUUGCAAUUGCUUUGCCAUCACCACAUCAUCGAACCUUGAGGAGAGAAGGCAGAAAUGACGGCUCCGAGCGAGAGGAUAGGGAGGAUAAAAGGAUGGGAGAACACUUGGAAUACGUCAUAGGACUGUCCAUGGAAUGCAGCAAGAAAUCGAGUAAAGAGCUCAACGAUAAACUCGCGGCCAUGAUUUCAAAAGGAGAGCGGCCACUCUCGCGUUGUGGCCUUGCGCGUUCGUUCUACUCCCGGCCCAUUUUCGUAUUUUUUUUUGUGGACAAAAAACGGCGUGAGCUUCUAUGGACCUGUCCAUUAGGUCGAGUGAACGCUGCGACCAUGACCCCGUGCAGAGAGUAA
Laccaria bicolor S238N-H82 is the source of this 798-nucleotide messenger RNA. RefSeq lists its product as uncharacterized. The transcript has 4 exons. NCBI's taxonomy places the organism in Eukaryota, Fungi, Basidiomycota, Agaricomycetes, Agaricales, Hydnangiaceae. Bases 1 to 798 code for a protein of 265 amino acids. The record is from RefSeq and is a predicted model, not a curated record.